AUGUGGCAGCACUUGCUUGUGGCGGCAGAUAGGUAUGAUCUCCUAAGGCUGAGGCUGAUCUGCGAACAGAAGUUGUGUACGUACAUCAACACGACUACAGCAGCAACGAUUCUUGCGCUAGCUGAGCGGCACCAUGGCCGAGGGCUCAAGGAUGCUUGCUUGGACUUUCUUAUCAGGACUCAUGCCAAUCUGCAGGAGCGGUGCUUUGGCGGCCUGGACCACCUAGCUAGCACCUGUCCUUUAGUCCUCAAAGAGCUCAUUGCCAAGCUUGUGUCACCUAAUAAGAAGGCUAGGAUUGAUGUCAACACAGCAUUCGUCGUUGUGCCGGCAUCUGAUAUGCACCAGCAUUUCACUCACUUCCUCCAGUCUGGUGGGGACACCGAUGUCGUAUUCGAGGUCAGCGGAGAGAAGCUACAUGCACACCGCUGCGUGCUUGCAGCCAGAUCUGCAGUCUUUAGGGCUGAGCUUUUUGGUCCCAUGAAGGAGGGCACGACCACCGGUGUCAUACGCAUAGAUGACAUGGAAGCAAAAGUGUUUAAGCUAUUGCUUACUUUCAUUUACAGCGACUCAAUGCCAGACAUUAACGAAGAGGAGGACAUGGAGGAGGAUGACGAUGACGUGGACGAUGUAGAAGUGAUGUGGCAGCACUUGCUUGUGGCGGCAGAUAGGUAUGAUCUCCAGAGGUUGAGGCUGAUGUGUGAAGACAAGUUGUGUGGGUACAUCAACGCGACCAGAGUGGCGAGCAUCCUUGAGCUAGCUAAGCAGCAUCAUUGCCGAGGACUGAAGGAUGCAUGCUUGGAUUUUCUGAACUUCCCUCCUAAUCUUCAACAAGUCAUGGUGGCCGGCGGCCUCAACCACCUGAGGAGUAGCUGUCCCUCUGUGCUGAUAGAUCUCAUUGCCAAGCUUGCAUACCUGAAGCUUGAUAACUGA
Molecule: messenger RNA, 930 nt
Organism: Miscanthus lutarioriparius
Lineage: Eukaryota; Viridiplantae; Streptophyta; Magnoliopsida; Poales; Poaceae
Source: the annotation of a GenBank genome assembly